GCGGAUGACUUAUGGGACAAAUCUAACAAGACUAGCUAGACCCGUACGGACUUGAGAGAGGAAGGAACAUCCAGGAACAUUCGGGUUUAUUAGUUUUAGGGAAUCGAUCCCUAUUUCUUUCUUCUUCGACAGGUUUUGAUCCUAAUUUCUGCUUCAGACAAACCUAAUCAAUCCAUCACAGGUUUUGAUCCUAAUUUCUGCUUCGGAAAAACCUAAUCAAUCCAUCAAAUAAGCAAAGACAGAAAUCAAAUAUAGAUUGAACUUGGGAGGAAGCGGUCGACGAUGGCUUUAAAUCCACAACUGUUUCCAAAUGGGAUGCCUGUUCCUUUUGUGAACGAGAUGUUCGUUUUUGCUAGAGAAGGUGUCGAAUUUGAAAUUGACAAGAUCCCAGGAACACAUGGUGGUAAUGUCAAAGCGAAGGGAACAAUUUAUAUGUCAAACGUACGCAUGGUCUUUGUUGCUAAUAAACCAGUUGGGAGCUUUGGAGCCUUUGAUAUGCCCCUGCUCUUCGUGCGAGGAGAAAAGUUCAAUCAACCAAUUUUUUUCUGCAACAAUAUCUCAGGUUCUGUGGAUCCUGUAGUUCCAGAUGGCGAACACAGAGCUCUCUACUCGCCUCAUUCCUUCAAGAUCUUAUUCAAGGAAGGAGGAUGCGGUACCUUUGUCCCACUGUUUUUCAACUUGAUUGCUUCUGUGAGACAGUACUCUCAACAUUCCGCAGCACAGUUUGCUGCUUCCCAAGCAGCGCCACGGGUUGACCCACUACAAGCAGCCCAAACUCCGGUUGAUGAGAUGAUGCGAAGCGCAUAUGUUGACCCGAAUGAUCCAACCAGAAUCUUCUUGCAGCAGCCUGUACAGGAGUCUCAGCUGAGGCGACGCACAUACCAAUCCCAGCCCGCGGAACACUCCAUGUGAUUAAUCGUUUUUAAACUUGCACUCACAUUGUCUACAAUCGCUGGAUGGAUGCCUAAAGAUACUCGAAAAACAGACCUACCACUAGUACCAUUACUGCUAUCUUAUGAUGUAUUAUUCUGUUUAUUACUAUUAAGAAAUAACAAUAAUUUUGGGAUUUACCUGAAAAUUGCAGUUGUCUAUAAUAUUUGUAAUAUUUCACAGUAACUGUGGAAGCUUAAAAGUGAAACUGAGGGUUGAUAAAAAAAGAAAAUGACGGUGCACCAUGCCUUUGCGACCCA
Molecule: messenger RNA, 1190 nt
Organism: Papaver somniferum (opium poppy)
Lineage: Eukaryota; Viridiplantae; Streptophyta; Magnoliopsida; Ranunculales; Papaveraceae
Product: UPF0664 stress-induced protein C29B12.11c-like
Exons: 5
Coding region: 283-912 (209 amino acids)
Biological process (GO): positive regulation of DNA-templated transcription
Cellular component (GO): nucleus
Molecular function (GO): transcription coactivator activity; chromatin DNA binding
Source: RefSeq, a predicted model, not a curated record